Rhizopus microsporus ATCC 52813 is the source of this 528-nucleotide messenger RNA. Its product is annotated as P-loop containing nucleoside triphosphate hydrolase protein. The record is from RefSeq and is a predicted model, not a curated record. Lineage: Eukaryota; Fungi; Mucoromycota; Mucoromycetes; Mucorales; Rhizopodaceae. Gene Ontology annotation, molecular function: ATP-dependent polydeoxyribonucleotide 5'-hydroxyl-kinase activity; polynucleotide 3'-phosphatase activity; double-stranded DNA binding. Bases 1 to 528 code for a protein of 175 amino acids. The transcript has 3 exons. Gene Ontology annotation, biological process: DNA repair.
AUGUCAAAUCGUAUACUAUUAUUGGUCGGAUUGCCUGGUUCAGGAAAAAGUACACUAUCAAAGGAACUUGUGAAAUGUAAAUCGGGUUGGGAAAGAAUCAACCAAGACGACAUGGGUUCAAGAAAGGCAUGUGAAAUGCACGCCAAGAGAUUCUUGAACAAAAAACUCAGUAUUGUUAUUGAUCGCUGUAAUUUUGACGAAAAGCAAAGAAAGACUUGGGUAGACCUUGGUCAAAAGUAUAAUGUGCCUGUCGAUUGCAUUGUCUUGACAACCACUGAGCAGGAAUGUAGUGAGCGUAUACAGUGUCGAGAGGAUCAUCCUACAGGUGUCAUUGGUGAUUCAGGUGUACAGAUAUUGAAAAAGUUUAUGAGAAAUUAUAGACCACCGAGAAUAGAUCAGCUGGAAGGAAUCCAAAGAGUCCUUUACCUUGAUCCAAGUCCUGAGCCUUAUUGUACUCCUGAACGCAUCGAUACCAUCUUUCAUCUGCUGGAUCAGUGUCCUAUAUUGGAACAGAUGGAAGAGAACUAA